Arabidopsis lyrata subsp. lyrata is the source of this 378-nucleotide messenger RNA. RefSeq lists its product as uncharacterized. The coding region runs from base 9 to 290 and encodes 93 amino acids. Lineage: Eukaryota; Viridiplantae; Streptophyta; Magnoliopsida; Brassicales; Brassicaceae. The transcript is spliced from 2 exons. The record is from RefSeq and is a predicted model, not a curated record.
UUUGCUCAAUGUAUCAUACAAUUGAGAAAUGGGUUUGUUUGUUAUAUAGUAAGCUUAAUGGUGAUGCUGUUAGAGAAGCCAUUACAAAUAUCGUUCUCGCAUCUAAGGAGAGGAAACUCAAGAUGAGACAACUUGAGAGUGAGGCUCUUAGAGAAGCCAUUACAACUAUUGAGGGAAAAUCUGAGGAGAAGAAACGUAACGUUGGGAAGACAGUGGAGCUUAAGAGUGAGGCUCUAAGAGAAGCCAUUGCAACUAUCAAGGACAAAUCUAAAGAGAAGAAGCCAUUAUAAUUUGUGUCUAUUUGUUGGAAUGAUUCCUAAAUGUUGUUUGUUGGGUUUAUAUGGGAGCUAGAACUGAUGGAUCUUUUCAUCUCUUCAA